This is a messenger RNA of Phalaenopsis equestris, 1086 nucleotides long. Its product is annotated as glyoxysomal fatty acid beta-oxidation multifunctional protein MFP-a-like. The record is from RefSeq and is a predicted model, not a curated record. Gene Ontology annotation, biological process: fatty acid beta-oxidation. Gene Ontology annotation, molecular function: NAD+ binding; (3S)-3-hydroxyacyl-CoA dehydrogenase (NAD+) activity. Gene Ontology annotation, cellular component: peroxisome. Lineage: Eukaryota; Viridiplantae; Streptophyta; Magnoliopsida; Asparagales; Orchidaceae.
AUGGUUGGAAGAGGUUGGGAAUGCCGGGUGGUGGCUUGGGUAAGUUGGGAUGGUGUUUUAUUGAUUGUAGCAAGGCAGAACAACAAGGUUGUUGGGGAAGUAGAGGUGGCGCCAGUGAGGUGGAGGGAUUGGGAUGGUAGGCGGCUGAGGGGAGUGGUAGGAGAAAGGUCCGGGAGAAGGAGCGAAGGAGAUUGGAAGUAUACUACACCACCUCAGAAUUCCCAACUUUAUUCUGAUAUUUAUGUGGCGCUCAAGAAAAACAACAUAAUUAUAUUACAAACCUUUGUUUAUUUUCCUUUAUCAGUACUGUUCAGCCUGAAGGAAAAUUAUGAGCAAGUCAUGAGAAGAGAUGAUGUGAAGGCAGUUGUCCUUACAGGUGCUGGAGGAAAAUUUUCAGGAGGUGCUGAUAUCUCUUCAUUCAAGGAAGGAGAAGGAGAGGCGCCAAGAAACAGUUCCAUGUCAAUAGAAUUUUUUACCGAUAUUCUGGAAGGUGGAAGAAAACCAUCAGUCGCUGCAAUUGAUGGCCUUGCUCUUGGCGGUGGGUUGGAGCUUGCAAUGGUUUGUCAUAGUCGCAUAUCCACUUCUACUGCUCAGUUAGGACUUCCUGAACUUCAACUUGGAAUAAUUCCAGGAUUAGGAGGAACGCAGCGGCUUCCAAGGCUCAUUGGCCUCCAUAAAGCUCUUGAAAUGAUGCUGUCGUCGAAACCUGUUAAAGGGAAGGAAGCUUAUGCGCUAGGGCUUGUUGAUGCCAUAGUUUCACCUGGUGAUUUGAUAAAAACUGCUCGUCACCGAGCAAUAGAAAUUGCAGAUUACAGACAGCCAUGGAUAAAGAGUCUUUUUAAAACUGACAAACUAGAGUCACUAAGGGAAGCUAAAGAAAUUCUUAAGUUUGCAAGAGCACAAGCACAAAAGCAAUCCGUUCAUCUAGAACAUCCACGAAUUUGUAUUGAUAUCAUUGAAGAAGGAAUAGUGUCAGGGCCUCGUGCUGGACUUCUGAAGGAAGCAAAUGCAUCUUGGAGUCUUCAAUUUUCCCCCACAAGCAAAAGUUUGGUGCAUGUGUUCUUUGCUCAACGAGCUACAACUAAG